AUGUGUAGGCUAACUGUACUAACCUUCCUUGCGGUGGCAGUUUUAAUACCUUUCUCGGAGGCCAACCGCUGUAUCGGUAGGCCAGACGGUGCAUUCAUCGCCGAUUUCACGGAUUGUUCUGCAUUUUUCACGUGCAUACGACAAACACCAGUGCCUGGACGCUGUCCAGAGGUCCACUUCAACGAUCAAGGUCAGCUUUGCGAUAAUCCGUGGAAUGUGAUCUGCCUGCUUUGCGUUGGUGGGGAAACCGAGGAUGUGGAAGCAUCCAACGCCGUAACGGAGUUUUUCCCGAUCGAGAAUGAAUGUCGCAAAUAUACGCUUUGUGUCAACAGGGUCGGAUUCCUGAGAGAGUGUUCGGUGGGGCUAAUGUUCGAUGCUGCAGCACAACGAUGUGAUCUAGAGGCAAAUGUGGACUGUGAAGAAAGUGUUUGCCCGAAUAGUGUUAAUCCGAGUGUUGCCUCUAUGGUGCCAGAUCCUAGGGACUGCUCCCAAUACUACAUUUGCUUCAACAGAGUGGCGAAUGGACCACAUUCGUGCAACCCUGGGCUACUAUUCGAUCCAGUGAACAGGCGAUGUGAUUUAGAAGCCAAUGUGGAAUGUGAGGUUAUCACAGAAAGCCCGCCUCUCACGGACUGCCCGGCGUCCGGAUUGCACUACAUACCCGUGGCAGGGGAUUGCUAUAGCUUUUCUAUUUGCCUCGACGGUGGCAUCAUUGGCGAAGAAACGUGCGCUGACGGUCUUAUCUUCGAUAUCAACCAACAGAACUGCCGACCACGGGCUGAUGAAGGUGCUCAGUGUAUCACCGAUCCGCCGUCUGAAGCAGCAUUCUUUUUGAAUUAUAAGUGAGGACGUCUCGGUGACGAAACGCAAGUGAAUCGAAUACAAUUGUACCAAAAUCGCUUUUUUUUACUGUGAAGAGUAGUCAGUUUAAUUUAAUUAUAUAUACUAACUAUGAUAGAUUAUUAAAAACA
Molecule: messenger RNA, 971 nt
Organism: Armigeres subalbatus
Lineage: Eukaryota; Metazoa; Arthropoda; Insecta; Diptera; Culicidae
Product: peritrophin-44-like
Cellular component (GO): extracellular region
Molecular function (GO): chitin binding
Source: RefSeq, a predicted model, not a curated record